UCGACCUCUAGGACGCUCGAUGCCGGAGGAUGUAUCGCUGGAGGCCGCGCGCUGCGGUGUGUGCUGCUGUAGCGCGCUCGGCCGCGCACUGGCGCUGCUCUUCAUGGUACUCUUGGCCGCCGCCACGCUGCUGGGGAACGCGCUGACCAUCGCGGUGCUGCUGGGCACGCGCCGUUAUCACACGCCGCACGGCUACCUGAAGGUGUCCUUGGCCGUGGCGGACCUGGCUGUGGGCACGCUGGUGGUGCCGCUGUCCGUGCACGCGGAGCUGGCGCUCGCGCUGGGCGGCCCGACGCCCACGUGGACGUCGCGCGCUACAGGCGCGGCGCUGCACCCGUGCGCGCUUGUGGGCCCCGUGUUCGCGGGCUGCACGCUCGUGUCCAUCAGCACCAUCUUCCUGCUGACGGUGGAGCGCGCGGUGGCCGUGCUGCGGCCGCUGCACCGCGACGCUGUGGUGACGCGCAGGCGCACGGGCGCGCUCAUCGCCCUCUCGUGGCUCGGCAGCUUCUUCCUCGCCGUGUCACCGCUGCUGUUCGGCCGCGACGUGGCGCUCGAGUACAAUCCGUGCAGCAGGAUGUGUACGUACACGCCGCGCGCCGCCGCCAGCGCGCUCCUGCUGUUCCCCGCCUUCGACUUCACGCUGCUGGCCGCCGCUGUGCUCGUGAACCUCGUGUCCCUGGGAAGUCUGCGCCGCCAGUCGCGCCGCAGGAGGCGUCUGGCCCUGAGCGAGCACGCGGGGGCGCGCAGUAUCCCCAGCAGAGCCGACGUCCGCGCGGCCAGGAGCAUCGGCGCGCUCACGCUGGCCUUCACCGCGUCCUUCAGCCCGGUGGCCGUGCUGGUGGUGGGCAACGCGCGCGGGAAUGAGUGGUGCAGCUUCUCCUUCUUCGCCUUCUGGGGGCUCGCGGCCAACAGCUGCUGGAACGUGGUGAUUUACAGCGCGCGAGAGAGGAGCUUCAGACAGCGCGCGCUCACACUGCUUACGUCUGCAGGGAUAAGAAGAGCUUCACACACCAUAGAUAAGAGACCUGUGUUUAAUGCAAAUGUUUGUGGACGGACACACCUCAUUACAAAUGCACUGAGCCCAAUUGCUGACACAGAUGUGCAAAUGCACACACAGCUUGUCUAGUAAAUGUAAAGAAUCAUUUCUAAAACAGAAACACUACACUACACUAUUUUUACUGUACCCUCACAAUAAUACUGGGAAAUCCUAGCAUUAAAAAAUGAAUCAUGAUUUUAUUACAUUUUUAAAGGUCACCUUCCGCGAAAAUCCGAUUUUUCUUGUUUUUUGUGGAAUACAGUAGGUUUCUCCGAGUUGAAUGUGUACACCUGCACAUUAAACUGUUUUGCAGCCCCCAUUGUCUGCAGGAGCUAAGCAAAGAAAUCCCCCCUCCCCCCCCUCCGAAAAACGGGUGAAUUUUGAAUUAUCUUUCUGCCUACAUAGGCAGAAACUCACAGACCAGCCCACCUUGGCUCGAGAAACUCCCAGAGGCGGAGCUGAAGCGACGCAACAUCACCGCUCAUCAGUUAGGAGGUGGGAGGCAGUGAGCGGCAGAGCGGUGGAGGGGCGUCGCAGUGCUCCUAGCCAAUCAGAGGAGAGAUAUUUGCAUGCUGUUUGCAUGUAUGAAUAUUCAUGAGCAAAGCUGGAAUCCGGUCAUUUUGGA
Molecule: messenger RNA, 1661 nt
Organism: Astyanax mexicanus (Mexican tetra)
Lineage: Eukaryota; Metazoa; Chordata; Actinopteri; Characiformes; Acestrorhamphidae
Product: beta-3 adrenergic receptor
Exons: 1
Coding region: 20-1126 (368 amino acids)
Biological process (GO): G protein-coupled receptor signaling pathway, coupled to cyclic nucleotide second messenger; chemical synaptic transmission
Cellular component (GO): dendrite; membrane
Molecular function (GO): G protein-coupled serotonin receptor activity; neurotransmitter receptor activity
Source: RefSeq, a predicted model, not a curated record